CACGUCCAACACAUAGUGCUCAUCCGAAUAACUAAGUACUUACAUAGUCAUAAAUAGUCAUAUAUAACAAAUAUAUUUCAUAAUUAUAUCAUUACUAUAUAUAAGUACAACUCUUGUCAUGCUUACUCGGCUAAGUAGACGAUUGCAGUCCACCAGAGCUCUUACGGUUGGCGAUCGUGUAGUGAUAUCGAAAAGAGUCGAAAAAUCGGAUAUUAACGAUUUUGCUCGUCUGAGUGGUGACACUAAUCCCAUACAUUCUGGCGAUCGUCCUUUGGUGCACGGCAUAUAUUUAGCGGGUCUGGUGUCUGGGGUGAUUGGUACCAAGUUACCCGGUGACGGCACGGUUGUCGUGUCCAAGAAACUGAGGUUUCCAAACGCGUGUUAUGCCGGCGAUCUAGUCAAAAUAGAAGUUGAGAUACAAACCAUAAGAAAGCUUGUGAAGUGUGGAUUCUGGUGUAGGGUUGGGGACAAGGUAGUCAUGGAAGGCACAGCGGAUGUUAUCAAUAAACGUCUUACUAAAAAUCAGACGUGUAAUAAUGCAGUUUAAAAUAAAGAGUUAAAUAUAAAAUCCUGUGUUAUAUUUUUAAGCUUCCGAAUCCCCGGAUUGCUUAGUUUAGUCACUUUUAAACUGUUCAACUUUUAAAAUUAAGCGUGAAAAUAUAUAUUUUGUAGUUUAUCAAUAUAAUACUUAUCAUAAUAUUAUAAUGACGAUACUGUUUUUGUUUUAUAAUGUGCAGUUUAUUUUUAAGUAUAGAAGUUAUAAGUGCAUAAUAGUUUUGUAGGUGCAUGUGAUACUAUAACCAGUAACGGCUAGUCGACAUCCCUUAACCACCUAAAAUGUUCUAAUUAAAUUAAUUUAAUUGAGGGGUUGAUUAAACUAAAAAAAAGUAUUCACUAUGAA
This is a messenger RNA of Myzus persicae (green peach aphid), 901 nucleotides long. Its product is annotated as 3-hydroxybutyryl-CoA dehydratase-like. The record is from RefSeq and is a predicted model, not a curated record. NCBI's taxonomy places the organism in Eukaryota, Metazoa, Arthropoda, Insecta, Hemiptera, Aphididae. The transcript has a single exon. Bases 119 to 547 code for a protein of 142 amino acids.